This is a messenger RNA of Phalaenopsis equestris, 1072 nucleotides long. RefSeq lists its product as uncharacterized. NCBI's taxonomy places the organism in Eukaryota, Viridiplantae, Streptophyta, Magnoliopsida, Asparagales, Orchidaceae. The coding region runs from base 202 to 522 and encodes 106 amino acids. The transcript has 2 exons. The record is from RefSeq and is a predicted model, not a curated record.
UUUCAUGCCUCCCACCUAAGUCAAAAUAGAUCUCCACCUCAUUGGACAACGCCAUGAGACUCUGACUCCGAAUAAAAACUUCACCUUGAAGCCCCCUCCUCCAUUUUCUCCACCGAGCCCGAAGCACGAGGGAGCUACCAUCAUCUCCUUAGCCUCUCUCCCUCGCUCUCCCUCUCUCCACCCGUCCUCAUUCUCUUCUCCAUGGAUGACUUGAGGUCGAGAUCCUACGCCGACAGCCGGGUGCAGAUUGAGCCGUAUGGCAAGAGGGGGCCGUCCUACGACCUGAGGAGCUACAGCACGUCGGACGCCUCUUCCUACUCCCAGAAGGAGGCCAAGUUGACCAAGGGUAAGAGCUUUUCUGCUCUCAAGAGCAGUUGGUUGAACGAUCCUGAGGUCCAGAGGAAGAAGAGAGUUGCGGGUUACAAGGUCUAUUCGGUCGAGGGAAAGGUCAAGGGUUCGUUCAGGAAGAGCUUUAGGUGGAUCAAGAAUCGAUAUGCGGAUGUCGUUUAUGGAUGGUGGUGAUCGAUGACCUAUCUCUAAUGUAUCGAACCAUAGUCGGUAAAUUUAUGAGAUAAUAUUCUCCGUCGGCCUGAACAAAAGCUUGACUUUUGCUGCUUCUUUUAACUUGUUAUCAGGCUCAUCAUGGGUUCUAUCAUGCGAAGUCAUGCCAGUAUAGUUGGUUUCUCUGCCUAAGUAGUUUUUCAUGUCAAUUUGCUUGGUGUAUGUUAUCUUUUUGUUGCACUCUAAGUCUUAUUGUACUCAUAUUUCGCUUAUUGUUUGAUUGGAUAAUCUCAUCUUAAAGUGAUUCAAGCUGGAUUAACAUUAACUAGUGAGAUUUUGUUUCUGUUUUACAAAUUUACAUUUGCUAGGUUCCAAAAAAAAAAGUUGGAUUUAUAGGCCAUGGUUAUAUGUAUUGGUAUGAUCUCUAAUGUUAGGGGAAUGAUCCAUCCGAGGCCUACGAUAAUUAUACUACAAGUUCUAAACUUUUCCUAUCUUCACUUCCCAUAAAAAAGCAUUUAAUUGUGUUGCAUUUCAUUCUCUCACUUACCAAGGCAUUUUUUUUUUGGUAAAC